Cuscuta campestris is the source of this 2129-nucleotide messenger RNA. NCBI's taxonomy places the organism in Eukaryota, Viridiplantae, Streptophyta, Magnoliopsida, Solanales, Convolvulaceae. The record is from the annotation of a GenBank genome assembly.
GCUUAAGAUUUUGAAAACUCCUCCACCUACUCUUCUCUCCUUCAUCGUCUAUGUUUUCAUCUACCGCUACUACAGGGACUCAAACUCAGUCACGAGACCUUCCUUGGCGGGAAUCUGGCGAGACCUUCCUUGCUCUCAAACUUCGUCACGUCGACCGCAUCUAUGGCGAUGCACUGAAUGCCACCCCACGGCCCUCUUCGAGAUGCGGCUGCAGCGGGAUGCCGCUAGGGUUAAAGCUCUCUCCAAGGCCGCCACCAACGCCACCGUCUCCCGCCGCGCUAGCAGCCGCGGAGCUGACUUCAGCAACUCCGUCAUCCUCGAGCUCUCUCAGGACAUCACCUGCAACCACCUGCCCAGGAAUACUUCUGACCAUAACCCACUUUUAAUCAAGCUCAGCAACCUCCAUUUUGCUGGCCCCAAACCCUUCAGAUAUAUCAAUUGUUGGAGCACUCACAACAGCUUCAUGUCUACUGUCAGCAAUAACUGGGGCCCCUAUGUAGGUGGAGGGAUGAGAGGACUGGGUUACAAACUGAAAAACCUAGGACACAUCCUCCACUCAUGGAACAAGAACACUUUUGGUAACAUAUUCAACAGGGAUGAGAUCCAUGAAGAAAUCCUCAACUACUACAACACCCUUUUCAUGUAUAAAGAAUCCCACAAUGACAGAUUCACUGCUAAUGUUCCUAACCUUAUCACUCAGAUGGACAACAGCAGCCUCACCUCCCUUCCAGAUGAAAAUGAAGUAAAAGAAGCUGUUUGGUCACUAUCAGCAGACAGUGCUGCUGGACCUGAUGGGUUUAAUGGUCAUUUCUAUAAAACUUGUUGGGAGCAAAUCAAAGUGGACUGCACAAAAGCUGUUCAGGAGUUUUUCUUGGGGAUCCCUAUCCCCAAAAUAUGUACCCAGACAACUAUCAUCCUAAUCCCAAAGAAGGAAAACUCUCAAUUCUGUGAGGACUAUAGACCUAUUUGCUUGUCCAAUUUCUGCUGCAAGAUUUUCUCCAAAAUCCUCUCCCAAAGAUUGAGCUCUAUUCUUCCCAGAUUGAUCUCACCUGAACAAGGGGGGUUUGUAAAAGGAAGGGUGAUCCAUGACCAGGUCCUCCUCACACAAGAACUUUUCCAUGGCCUUGACUACAAAUCUAGGGGGGGGAGGGGAACCAUCAAGAAGGAAACUACUUCUGGAGCCCUCUCCCCAUACUAUCUUGGCAGGCACUACACCCCUAUAACCCGCCUUGCCUUUGCUGAUGACCUGAUACUCUUCACUAAGGGAGAUUCCCCUACUGUCACUAGCAUCAAAUUAUUACUUUCAGACUAUGAGGACUGCUCUGGUCAACAAAUCAACCGGGGAAAAUGCUCUUUUUACAUCCCUAAGAAGACCCCCCUGGCUACCCAAAGAAGAAUUCAAACCAUCCUCGGAAUGAACAAAGGCAGCCUCCCCUUCAAAUACCUGGGCAUUCAAAUCCAUCAUGGAAUCAACAGAAAACCCUAUUGCAAUGACAUCCUUAACUUGUUUGACACUAAACUUAAAGGAUGGUACCAUAAGCUGCUCAGUCAGAGUGGAAGGUUAACCCUCAUCAAGCAUGUCCUUAACACCAUGCCACUGCAUAUGUUGGGCUGCAGUAAACUUCCUAAGAGCAUCAUCAAAUGUCUCCAUUCCAAAAUGAAUAAUUUUCUUUGGGGCCAUGACAAAGACAACAAGAAGUACCACUUGUCCUCUUGGGAGAAGCUAUGCCUUCCUAAGGAUGAGGGUGGGUUGGGAAUCACUGAUCUCAACACUCUGCAACUAGCCUAUGGUUUCAAAAUGUGGUGGACAUAUACUCAGAACAACUCCCUUUGGGCAAACUUCAUGAGGGCUAGAUACCCUAGGGGACUCUCCAUAGCCCCAAAAAUCAUUGACUCAGUCUACUGGAAAAGGCUUUAUGAGGUCAAUAGUAUGGCAGAUAACCACUUGAGCAUUGACACCCAGGGCAGAAUUCUAUGGCAUAAUGGAGAGGAAUACCAGCCAUGGAAUCCUAACCUACUUGACAAAUUGGUGGAAACAAGGUGCAUUGCAAAAGCACAACAAAGCACUCCUCAAUAUCAUUCCAGGAAUCAUAACCCAUGAGAUAUGGAAAGAAAGAAACAGGAGGAUC